AUGCGUUGUAUCAAUGCCAUCUCAACCUGGCUUUUGCCAAUACUUGGUCUGCUAACAUUCAUGUGCAAGGUGGCAGCGGCAACCGUCUACAAUUGGAGGGUCACUCACGCUCCGUUCUUGAUGCCGUUUGACGAACAGCAAGGGAAUUGGACCGCAACCUGCCGGAAGAUUGUCGGCGCCAGAAUUUUUACUGCGAGCUACGAGUACUCUUCGCACGACGAGACCACAUAUUGCGUAUGCGGCAACUACAACACGAAUGUUGACUAUGCACCGCAGGUGAUCGACGACCUGCAUUCCAGAUUUGUUGGCUGGUUCUUUGCAAAAGCGACCGUCGCUGCGGGGAAGCCGCGCGGAUCGAAAACACCUUGA
This is a messenger RNA of Ceraceosorus guamensis, 369 nucleotides long. RefSeq lists its product as hypothetical. Lineage: Eukaryota; Fungi; Basidiomycota; Exobasidiomycetes; Ceraceosorales; Ceraceosoraceae. The coding region runs from base 1 to 369 and encodes 122 amino acids. The transcript has 3 exons. The record is from RefSeq and is a predicted model, not a curated record.